Molecule: messenger RNA, 898 nt
Organism: Alligator mississippiensis (American alligator)
Lineage: Eukaryota; Metazoa; Chordata; Crocodylia; Alligatoridae
Gene: MCRIP2
Product: MAPK regulated corepressor interacting protein 2
Exons: 5
Coding region: 85-519 (144 amino acids)
Source: RefSeq, a predicted model, not a curated record
CGGGGCGGCCGCGACAGGCGGGGCCGGGCCGGGCGCUGCGCAGGGGAGCGGAGCGGCGGACCCCCCGUCUCCGUCCCCGCGCACAUGAUGUACACGCUCACGCGGGGCCCGAGCCGCCUGGCCACGCAGCGCCGGGCAGGGCCCCCGCAGCAGGUGGACGGCAGCAAGCUGGGCGACGCGCGAUGCCGGCCGCCGGGCGCGUGGCCGCCGCCGAGUAGCCCUGCUCCAAAACUCGUGUUCAACAGAGUGAAUGGCAAGAGGCCCCCGGCAGUGACACAGCACAUGUCAGCCACAGAGGAGUGCUACACAUCGGCACAUGAAGAGAACGUGCGGUUUGUCUAUGAAGCCUGGCAGCAGAUAGAACAGCAGCUGGAUGACAGCCAGAAUGGGGAGACCAGCUGCAGCCCUGUGCAAUACGUAGAGAUAACUCCCAACCCUGGAUUGAAAAACUUUGUGCCCAUUGACCUGGAGGAGUGGUGGGCCCAGCAGUUUCUGGCAAAAAUUGAAAACGGCUCGUAGAAAACUGCCCUCCUGCUCUGUACACAACACUUGAGUUAAAAUGACAAGAGCUCUCUAUAAAACAGUCUUGGCCAAGUGAAGAUGGUAGAAACGGACCACGGCACCUCCUCGCCAGCCACCCCCUGUCUGGACACAGCAGGGCCAGGGGAGGAAAGCAGCUACACACUGCCUCCGCCAGGAUUCCUUAAGUGCCAGUCGAACCGUCGAAACUCCUGCAGACUCUGUAUCUGAGAGAUCUCGCCGCAGUCAGUGCAGGGUGGGGAGAGGAUUGUGACUCUAGGUCUCUCCCCAGGCCAUGAGCUGCAGCCCUGAGAGAAGACAGUUCUAUGUAACCAGGAUCUGGGUACAAUAAAGAGCUGAAACUGCCAAUGGAUGGGAA